Symsagittifera roscoffensis is the source of this 3930-nucleotide messenger RNA. Its product is annotated as transcriptional regulator ATRX-like. The coding region runs from base 65 to 3826 and encodes 1253 amino acids. NCBI's taxonomy places the organism in Eukaryota, Metazoa, Xenacoelomorpha, Acoela, Convolutidae. The record is from RefSeq and is a predicted model, not a curated record. The transcript is spliced from 5 exons. Gene Ontology annotation, cellular component: nucleus. Gene Ontology annotation, molecular function: ATP hydrolysis activity; ATP binding; ATP-dependent chromatin remodeler activity.
UUUAUGAUGGCUGCUUGCAUCUCUUAUUGACACCCGGAGAUUUUAUAUCCAAACAAAAGUUAGAAUGAGUCAGAGCUCAAUCAUUUUGACUGACAGCAAAGCCGGUUCGGAUAAAACCGGCGCUUCGUUAAUUCAAGUUGACUCAGACCACGACUUCUCGCCUGAAGGAAGCCGAAACAGCGAGAAAGUGUCGCUGUACAGUGACUUGCAUUCCUCAGUUAUCGAGAAGCGGAAGAGAAAAUUGUCCGAAGAUGUUAUGGAGACAGACGACUUGUCUGUGACUGAGGAAAGCGAGUUUGUAAUGUCAAAUAGCAAUUCGGCCAGCGAAGGUUUCUCAGUUAAUGAUGUCGCUGUGUUCUCUACUAGACACCUAGAAAAUAAAAUAACAUUUAUUAAUAGCGACGACUCAGAGGUAGGAGAAAAUGUUUUAGUUAGUAGACAUAAAAGAAGUUUACCCAAAAGACGUUGCAGGGAUAGAAUUGAAGAAACAGAUAGCGAAAAUAUACAUACUUCGAGAACAGGUAAGAAGCUACUUACUGAUGAGGUGCAAAAGAAGAAACGCAGUUUGUUCAGUACACCGUUGGCUAAAAAGGGACACCAAAUGAAAUCGGACCGGAAGGAGAAACACCAGGCUAACAAAGUAAAAGAGACUGAGCCGAAACCAGCGUCGAAAGAAAAGAUGAAAUCUUCAAAAGAUUUGGCGGAAGUGGAAAAAAGCGGUCAUUUGGAGAAUAAACAUGAGAGGAUGGGAGAGAGGCAGGGCAUGCGUGCAAUUUUGCCUGUGAGUGCAUUAGAACACGACACUAAAGUUGCCAAUAGGCUAGAGGAAGAGCGGCUCGUUCGGCUGAGUAAAAGGAGCAAAGACGGAAUGACUGAUUUCUACACUGAAGAAUCGGGAAAUAUCGUGGUUUAUACUCGGUUUUGCUUAGAAAAAGACGCAGAUGGGAAUGACCGCGUGAACAUGGAUGAAAAUGUUGUGAAGAAAUUAAAAGUUCACCAAGUAGAAGGAGUUCAGUUUUUGUGGGAUAACACUAUUGAAACUGUAGAGCAUGCUAAGAAUAAUCCGGGAAGUGGGGCUAUCUUAGCUCAAUGUAUGGGUCUGGGCAAAACCCUGCAAGUUGUCUCAUUUGUCCAUACUGUUCUCAAAGCCGAAUGUCUGCCUUUUCGUACUGUCUUGGUAAUUGUACCUACAAACACUAUUCUUAACUGGGUGAAUGAGUUCGAAGUUUGGAUACCUGAAAGUGAGAGGCUCAAUGUUGUGGAAAUUAGUCAGGAGAAAGAUGAAAAACAAAGAUCCAAAACUAUGAGCAAAUGGUACCAAACUGGAGGCGUCCUGAUUAUUGGGUAUCAAAUGUUUAGAUCUUGUGUGGGUAAUAAACGAAUGAUAGAACGGAAAUUGAAGACGAGAUUCAAAUGUACUCUUUUAAAUCCGGGUCCUGAUAUCGUUGUGUGCGACGAAGGGCAUUUGCUGAAGAAUGACGCAACUGCUCUUUCAAAAGCAGUGGCAAAAGUAAGAACUCUGCGGAGAAUUGUACUGACGGGGACUCCUUUGCAGAAUAAUCUACUGGAGUACCACUGCAUGGUCAACUUCGUAAAGCCUAACUUGCUAGGUACUAAAACCGAGUUCAAAAAUCAGUUUGUAGUCCCGAUUGAAAAUGGACAGCGAAAAGACGCCAGCGAGAUCGACGUUCGUGUUAUGAAACACAGAUCGCACGUUUUGCACGAAUUGCUUUCUGGGUGUGUUCAGAGGCGAGACUAUUCGUUCAUAAGGAAAUUUUUGCCCCCGAAGUACGAGUAUGUACUGUCAGUUCGCUUGACGGAAAAACAGGUCAUGUUGUACCGGAGGUAUCUAGAAGUGUUCUGCAGAACAGAUGAUUCUAAAAAGAAGAAAGAUAAAAAUGCGCCUCGAAGGAGUCUUUUUCGCGACUACCAGGCCCUGGCAAAGAUUUGGACUCACCCAGCGCUGUUAUUGUUCGACGAUCCCUUGUAUAAUGAAGAGGAGGGAGAGGAAAAUGAUUUAGCUGAGGAGGAAAGACCAGAUGAAAAGAAGAAGAAAAGGAGAGACAAAACCAAUGAGGAGGUUAAAGAACUGAAAAUUCCAAAACUUGAAGGGAAAGAUGAUGUAAAUCCUAAAGACAAUCCUGUAAAGCUCGUGAAGACUAAUGCAGAUGUUGAUAAUUGGUUCUCGAAUAUCCUCAUUGUUGAAGACCAGUGUGAUCUGUUUCUAAGUGGAAAGUAUGUGCUACUGCUUGAUGUGCUGAAAGGAGCACGUGUUAUGCAGGAGAAGGUGCUCCUGUUCAGCCAGUCGUUGGCAACUCUGACUUUGAUUGAAGAUGUGUUGGAGAUUGUGUCUACAAAAGCCUCUCACAAAAGCCAUAAAAGAGACAAAGGCUGGAAAAAGGACGGAACUUUUAACAUUGUGGGAACGGAGACAGGCAACGGAAGCUGGGAGUACGGCAAAGACUAUCUAAGGUUGGACGGGUCCUCGUCUGCAUCUUAUCGCAAAGAGAUGUGUGACAAGUUCAACUCGGCCGACAACAAGCGAUGUCGUCUCUUUCUCAUCUCUACUCGGGCUGGGUCUCUGGGGGUGAAUUUGGUGGCGGCCAACCGGGUCAUACUGUUCGAUGCCUCCUGGAACCCCAGUCAUGACAUCCAGUCAAUGUUCAGGUGCUACAGAUUCGGCCAAGUGAAGCCAGUCUACGUCUAUCGGUUUAUUGCACAAGGAACUAUGGAAGAGAAAGUGUACAACCGUCAAGUAACAAAAGAAUCUCUUAGCCUGCGUGUUAUAGACGAGAACCAAAUUGAUCGCCAUUUCAAUCGAGAUGAGUUAGAAGAUUUAUACAAGUUUGAGCCGGUAGUUUACAAGAAAGGAAAGACUAAAAGCAACCCUGUUUGCAGUAUACCGAAAGACCAAGUGUUAGCCGAGAUCAUGCUCAACCGAAAAGAGUAUCUCUACCGAUAUCACGAGCACGAUUCCCUACUUGAGCAUAAAGAAGACGAAAAUUUGAAUGACGAUGACAAAAUUGCAGCAUGGAAAGAAUAUGAAAAGGAGCGGAAAGGAAUCAGGUUUUUAGCUCGAAGACAAACCAGACAUUCUAAAUUAGUUCCCAAAAUAAGUGGCGAAAAAGUCGUGGAUGACUUUCAAGAUGAAGAUAAUGCGACAUCUAUUCUUGAUUACGGUGACUUCACCUUUGAUCAGGUCCAACAGGAAAUGGCAGAUUGGGCUUUGACAAUGCCAUCUGAAAAAUCAAACCCCAGUUUUGUAAAAAUGGCAAUUUAUCAGUUCGUGAAAUCGGUUAGCAGAAUGAACCCAGAAGUGGAUGAAAAAAUCAUGGUGAAGUACUUAUUUGAAGAUUUUCCCACAUUCUAUUUGAAGUCAAUCGGGAUCAAUGAUUCAGAAAAUGAUGAACACUUACUACCAAAUGCAAAUGCAGGGGCUAAAUCUUACUCCAAAUCGAGAGAUGGAUCAGACAGUGAAAUAAAACAGAUCCGAAGAAGCAGACGAAACAGGAAACACAACCAAGUAAGACGGCCAAGGAGCAUUUCUACUCGUAGAAAAGUCGUCAUUCUAGAAUCUACUUCGGAGUCGAACCGACGAGAAAGAGUGUCAAAUUCAACUAUCGACAGUUUAUCUGACGAGUACUUCCGAGACAGCAAACAGUUUAAAGACAAGCAAAGGAAGGAAAGAGUUUUUCCCAGGGUCCAAAAGUCAUUCGUGGCCUCAUCUUCAAGUGUCGAGGUAGUGCGAGACCAAAAGAAAAAUGGGCGAGAGCGAGUUGUCAAAUCUGACUCGGGAUCAUCAGUCAUGUCCAUCAACAUGUUCUAAAAGAUAAAAUAGUUUUAGAAACUUUUACGUGAGACUUUUGAGUUAAAUAGUUGAUAGUGGUGUUUACUGACAUAAAUUUUUAAUUCGCGAUUGCUCUAUGAAUU